Messenger RNA from Cynara cardunculus var. scolymus (artichoke), 1117 nucleotides. RefSeq names its product N-acylphosphatidylethanolamine synthase. The coding region runs from base 114 to 956 and encodes 280 amino acids. The transcript has 5 exons. Gene Ontology annotation, biological process: phospholipid metabolic process. The record is from RefSeq and is a predicted model, not a curated record. Lineage: Eukaryota; Viridiplantae; Streptophyta; Magnoliopsida; Asterales; Asteraceae.
CUGCUGCAUAUACUCGAUUUAUUUUUGUCUGAAUUUGUUUCCCUGUAUUUCUGGUCUGAAGCGGCGGCGGCGGCUGGCAGAGGCAGAGGUGGUGGUGUCGUCAGCAAAGAGUUAUGGGGCGGAAUAUGGAGUGGGCAGGUAGGGCAGAUCACUUGGGAGGAUUACCAAGGAAGACGGUGAUAAUGGCCGUCGGAACAUUCGCGAAAGCGGUUGCAAUUCUUCUCAACUCUACUUCCGUUCACAACGCAGACACUCUCCUUCGCCUCGUCAGAUCUCGACCUCCCGGUGUUCCUCUCAUCACCGUCAGCAAUCACAUGUCUACGUUGGAUGACCCGGUUAUGUGGGGAUUUAAAGGUUUCCCAACAUGUGAUGCAAACCUGCAACGAUGGGUACUAGCUGCUGAAGACAUUUGCUUCAAAAAUACGGUUUUUUCAUACUUUUUCCGGCUUGGGAAAUGCAUACCAAUUACCAGGGGUGGUGGAAUUUAUCAAGAACACAUGUCUGAAGCUCUUGAUCUGUUAAGUACUGGUGAAUGGCUACAUACAUUUCCUGAAGGAAAAGUCUAUCAAGAAGAUGAACCCAUAAGACGAUUGAAGUGGGGAACUGCCAGUCUCAUUUCCCGUGCCCCUGUUACCCCAAUAGUCUUGCCAAUUAUCCAUCAUGGUUUCGAAAAGGUGAUGCCUGAAAAAUAUAUGUUUGGCAGGCGACCUCCUUUCCCGUUAUGGAAUAGGGACAUAAAGAUAACCGUGGGUGAGCCAAUAGAAUUCGACAUUGCCGAGUUGAAGCAAAGGGCCCUUUCCAAUUCUAGAAACUUAUCUCCUUUUCCGAGCCUAGGUUGGCCGCCUAUCGAGCGGAUGGAUGAGGCUGCACAAAGAUGCCUGUACAUCGAUAUCUCAGAACGUAUCCGAACCGUCAUGGAGCGGUUACGAGCAUUCGGUACGAAGCCAAAGGUGUGAAACUUUUUAAUCUUCAUGCCUUUGGAUCCCAUUUUGUUGAUGAAACAUGCAUCUUAUGGGAACUAUUGAUUAACUGUACUUGCAAUUUUGGACUUACUAUUCAAGAAACCAAUGUGUAAAAUGGGCCUCUCUUUUCAGGUGAAUUAUUUUAUUUAACAAUC